AUGCCACCGUACGUCCUUCGCACUGCGCUGCUACGCGGCCACCUUGCUCUCCCCAUACCUUCGGCCAUGCGUGUGCGAUAUACUCAUCGCAGACCUAGUACCCUACCUAUCUUCUCUCUUGAGGGGAAGGUCUGCGUCGUCACUGGCGCCUCCCAAGGCCUCGGCCAACAGAUCCUCGCCGCAUUCGCCCGCUCAGGUGCCCACGGCGCCGUUGUCGAUCUUGAACUCGAUUCUGCGAAACACUCCGUCGAAGGCAUGCAGGCCGAAGUCAAAGAAGCCGGUCUCCCCGAAGCAAAUCUCCGUCCCUACGAGUGCGACACGUCGGACGAACAAGCCGUCAAGUCCACCUUCAAGCAGAUCGUGCAGGAUUCGGAAAGCCCGGCGGAGGAAUACUCGUACGAAGAUUGGAAGAAAAUGCUGGAGGUAAACAUCGAUGGGACGUUUCUGUUCGCGAGAGAGACGGGGAAGCAUAUGAUUGAGAAGGGAAUCAAGGGUGCAAUCAUCAUGGUUAGCAGUAUGUCGGGGCGGAUUGUGAAUAAGCCGCAGAAGCAGAGCGCGUACAACACGUCGAAAGCAGCAGUGGCACAUCUGAUGAAGUCUCUUGCUUCAGAGUGGGGAGAGCACGGCAUCCGCGUCAACGCCAUGUCGCCCGGCUACAUCGACACACCGGCGAACCAGGACGAAGAGAUGAAGGAGCUGAGCAAGGAGUGGUUGAAGAUGAUUCCCUUGGGACGGAUUGCGAAGCCGGAAGAGUUCAGAGGAACGGCGGUAUGGCUGGCGAGCGAUGCAAGCAGCUAUGUGACGGGCUCUGAGAUCAUCGUAGAUGGCGGGUAUACAAUCUGGUGA
Messenger RNA from Coniosporium apollinis CBS 100218, 846 nucleotides. RefSeq lists its product as uncharacterized. Gene Ontology annotation, molecular function: oxidoreductase activity, acting on the CH-OH group of donors, NAD or NADP as acceptor. The record is from RefSeq and is a predicted model, not a curated record. Bases 1 to 846 code for a protein of 281 amino acids. Lineage: Eukaryota; Fungi; Ascomycota; Dothideomycetes. The transcript has 5 exons.